AUGGCAAUGCUCAUCAACCGAUCGAUGACCAGCAGGACCUUAGUCAGCCCGCUCCGAACCUUCUCCACUCGCUCAAACUUCCUCAGCCAACACCAGCUCCCACCUGUAAAGACCUGCCCCAAGCUUAACACCCUCUCCUCCGCCAGGCCCGCCAGUCGACCCAUCUUCCAGACUAGACUCCAAUCUACUUCCUCAAAGAACAUGCCUGGCCCAUUGAAAGUCGGCGACACCAUUCCUUCGGGAACGUUCAGCUACAUCCCCUACACACCUGAGCUUUCUUCGCCAACCGUGUGUGGAAAUGCGAUCGACUUGAAGAGCGAUCAGUGGAAGGGAAAGAAAAUCGUUCUAUUUGGUGUUCCAGGUGCUUUUACCAAGACUUGCUCGGCCAAUCAUUUGCCCGCUUAUGUCAAAAAGGCCGGCGAGUUGAAGUCUAAAGGCGUCUCGGGUAUCUAUUGCAUUGCUUCAAACGAUGCUUUCGUGAUGUCCGGAUGGGGCCGUUUGCUUGGUUCUAACGAACACGUUGAGAUGAUCAGCGACUCGACUUUGAAAUGGUUGGAAGAAGCUGGAUUGACCGUCGAUCUUAGUAGCCAUGGGCUCGGCAAGCGUGGUACUCGCUUCGCUCUCAUCAUUGAUGACUUGAAGGUCACUUACGUCGGCAUCGAAGAGAGCCCAGGUUCAGUAUCGGUCUCCGGAGUCGAUGCUGUGCUCCCAAAGCUUUGA
Messenger RNA from Puccinia triticina, 720 nucleotides. RefSeq lists its product as uncharacterized. Gene Ontology annotation, biological process: hydrogen peroxide catabolic process; cell redox homeostasis; cellular response to oxidative stress. The transcript has 9 exons. The record is from RefSeq and is a predicted model, not a curated record. Gene Ontology annotation, molecular function: thioredoxin peroxidase activity. Bases 1 to 720 code for a protein of 239 amino acids. Gene Ontology annotation, cellular component: mitochondrion; cytoplasm; peroxisome. NCBI's taxonomy places the organism in Eukaryota, Fungi, Basidiomycota, Pucciniomycetes, Pucciniales, Pucciniaceae.